This is a messenger RNA of Solanum verrucosum, 1359 nucleotides long. RefSeq names its product protein ENHANCED PSEUDOMONAS SUSCEPTIBILITY 1-like. Lineage: Eukaryota; Viridiplantae; Streptophyta; Magnoliopsida; Solanales; Solanaceae. The record is from RefSeq and is a predicted model, not a curated record. The coding region runs from base 1 to 1359 and encodes 452 amino acids. The transcript has 2 exons.
AUGGAAAAAAUUCAAAUAAUUUCAACUUGUUUAAUUGGAGCAACAUCAAAUGAUGAAUCAAUUUCAUACAAAAACACCCCUAAAGUUUCUAAAAUUGAAAUGACACCAUGGGAUUUACAACUCCUUCUUGACACCAUCCAAAAAGGUCUCAUUUUCCACAAACCAAAAAGAGAUGAAAAUAACAUCCACAAAUCAUCAUUUAUUGACCACUUAAAAAAAUCCCUUUGUCACACUUUACAUUUCUUUCCCCCCUUAGUCGGUCGAUUUUCGAUCGUUAAAAACUCAGACGACGAUACAGUUUCUUUUUUUAUAACAUGUAACAAUGCUGGAGUGGAAUUCAUCCACGCCAACACUCCAAAAUUAACUGUAUUUAUGAUUCUUGAUUCUACACACGUACCGAGUAUUAUUCACUCUUUGUUUCCAUUGAUUAAUACUCGAAAUUUCGAAGGUGUUACUAAGCCUUUAUUUGGGGUUCAAAUAACGGAGCUUGUUGAUGGUUAUUUUAUUGGAUGUACUAUGAAUCAUACAUUAGUUGAUGGUACUUGUUUUUGGCAUUUCUUUAAUUCUUGGGCUGAAAUUUCUCGUGGACAUAAAAUCAUUUCUAAAAUUCCAAUUUUAGAACGUUAUUUUCCGGAGAAAAUAGAUGUCCCAAUUCAUCUUCCCAUGAAUUUGGAUGAUGAGAAAUUGUUUGAAAAGUUCGAAGUUCCAACGUUGAUGGAAAGGGUAUUUCAUCUUAGUAAAGAAAAUAUUGGUAGACUGAAGAAUAAGGCCAAUAAUGAAAUGGGUAUUAACUCGAUUUCUUCUUUUCAAGCUUACUUGGCUCAUCUAUGGCGAUGUGUUACUCGAUGUCGUAAGCUUGAUGCUGGGAAAGAAGUCAUCAUCACCAUUCCUAUAGGCGCAAGAUCAAGACUAAAUCCUCCUCUUCCAAAAGGGUAUUUUGGAAAUGCAAUUCAUGGCAAGCAAGUAAAGACAAGUGUAGGGGAGCUACUAGAAAAUGGACUAGGAUGGGUUGCAAUGCAAAUAAACAAGAUGGUUGUUUCUCAAAACUCUGAAGAAGUGGUGAAAAUAUACAAAGGAUGGGUUGAAAAUCCAGUUAUAUUAAAAAAGGGGUCAGUAUAUGAGGGGAAUAAUAGAUUGCUCAUUAGUAGUUCUCCUAGGUAUAAUAUUUAUGAUAAUGAUUUUGGUUGGGGAAAACCAAUUGGUGUGAGGAGUGGAAUGGCAAAUAAACGUGAUGGGAAAAUUACUUUAUUUCCUGGUGAAAAAGAAGGAAGUGUAGAUAUUGAAGUUUGCAUUUUGCAAGAGACUUUGGAAGCAUUGGAGAAUGAUCAAGAAUUCAUGGAGUUUGUAACCAAGACUUAA